Messenger RNA from Linum trigynum, 1032 nucleotides. Lineage: Eukaryota; Viridiplantae; Streptophyta; Magnoliopsida; Malpighiales; Linaceae. The record is from the annotation of a GenBank genome assembly.
AUGCUGCCUCCUCCUCGCUUCUGCAUCAUCAGCAGCACCCGUCUUCCGUUUCAAAUUCAUCCAAGGCCUCCCAUUUUCAGUUCGAUGAGCUCCAGCAAGUCGGAAACGGUGCCUCCGAUCUUGUCGCUGGCUCUUCCCUCCGAUACCGGUCGAGUUCUUAGUAUUCAGUCUCACACGGUGCAGGGAUAUGUUGGUAACAAAUCAGCUGUUUUCCCUCUCCAGCUAUUGGGCUAUGACGUGGAUCCUAUCAAUUCUGUACAAUUUUCAAACCACACAGGUUAUCCGAGCUUUAAAGGACAAGUUCUGAAUGGACAACAACUAUGGGAGUUAAUAGAAGGCCUUGAAGCAAAUAAUUUAUUAUUUUAUACUCACCUGCUAACAGGCUACAUAGGUUCAGUGUCAUUUCUGAACACCAUAUUGGAGGUUGUCAAGAAGCUUCGUACGAUUAACCCAAAGCUCACUUAUGUUUGUGAUCCAGUGAUGGGUGAUGAAGGAAAGCUGUAUGUUCCACCAGACCUGGUUGCAGUGUACCGUGAGAAGGUCGUUCCAGUGGCUUCCAUGUUGACUCCUAAUCAGUUUGAAGCUGAACAGUUAACUGGCUGCAGGAUUGUAUCCGAAAGUGAUGGCCGUGAGGCUUGCAACAAACUUCAUGCUGCUGGGCCUUCAAAGGUAGUGAUUACCAGUAUUAACAUUGGUGGUGGACUUCUUCUUAUCGGCAGUGAUAAAAGGGAAAAGGGCCAGUCACCUCAACAGUUCAGGAUUGCAAUACCCAAAAUUCCAGCUUAUUUUACGGGAACGGGGGAUUUAAUGACCGCACUUCUACUUGGAUGGAGCAAUAAAUAUCCUGACAACCUUGUCAAGGCUGCAGAGCUUGCAGUAUCAAGCUUGCAGGCUCUUCUGCAGAGGACACUGAGUGACUAUGACAAGGCAGGUUAUGAUCCAGCAGCAAGCAGUUUGGAGAUCAGAUUGAUUCAGAGUCAAGAUGACAUUCGCAACCCACAUGUUCAAUUCGAAGCCCAAAAAUACUCUUGA